Molecule: messenger RNA, 264 nt
Organism: Candidula unifasciata
Lineage: Eukaryota; Metazoa; Mollusca; Gastropoda; Stylommatophora; Geomitridae
Source: the annotation of a GenBank genome assembly
AUGACAGUCAAGUACCUACUACCAGUGGUAUCUGAGGAGCUGACACGCCAGCUCAGGAACGAAGUGUUGACUGUUCUUGAAACAGAAGCAAUACCUCUGACACAGUACAUACGCGUCUUUCAUGAAUAUGAAUUCCUGAUUAACAAUACCGCCAAAGAUGACAUGAUAAAAUAUUUGUCAACUUCUCACCCAUUUGAUGAGUUGGUUGAGAAAUACUGUUUCUACUUCAACUUGUUGGACCAAAUUGAAAUUGAUCUACGAAAG